ACUCGACCCAAAGGUGCAGGCGCGCGAGCACAACCCAUGGCUGCGCUGGGCUGCGCGAGGCUGAGGUGGGCGCUGCGAGGGGCCGGCCGUGGCCUCUGCCCCCACGGGGCCAGAGCCAAGGCCGCGAUCCCUGCCGCCCUCCCCUCGGACAAGGCCACCGGAGCUCCCGGAGCCGGGCCUGGUGUCCGGCGGCGGCAACGGAGCUUAGAGGAGAUUCCACGUCUAGGACAGCUGCGCUUCUUCUUUCAGCUGUUCGUUCAAGGCUAUGCCCUGCAACUGCACCAGUUACAGGUGCUUUACAAGGCCAAGUACGGUCCAAUGUGGAUGUCCUACUUAGGGCCUCAGAUGCACGUGAACCUGGCCAGUGCCCCGCUCUUGGAGCAAGUGAUGCGGCAAGAGGGCAAGUACCCAGUACGGAACGACAUGGAGCUAUGGAAGGAGCACCGGGACCAGCACGACCUGACCUAUGGGCCGUUCACCACGGAAGGACACCACUGGUACCAGCUGCGCCAGGCUCUGAACCAGCGGUUGCUGAAGCCAGCGGAAGCAGCGCUCUAUACGGAUGCUUUCAAUGAGGUGAUUGAUGACUUUAUGACUCGACUGGACCAGCUGCGGGCAGAGAGUGCUUCGGGGAACCAGGUGUCGGACAUGGCUCAACUCUUCUACUACUUUGCCUUGGAAGCUAUUUGCUACAUCCUGUUCGAGAAACGCAUUGGCUGCCUGCAGCGAUCCAUCCCCGAGGACACCGUGACCUUCGUCAGAUCCAUCGGGUUAAUGUUCCAGAACUCACUCUAUGCCACCUUCCUCCCCAAGUGGACUCGCCCCGUGCUGCCUUUCUGGAAGCGAUACCUGGAUGGUUGGAAUGCCAUCUUUUCCUUUGGGAAGAAGCUGAUUGAUGAGAAGCUCGAAGAUAUGGAGGCCCAACUGCAGGCAGCAGGGCCAGAUGGCAUCCAGGUGUCUGGCUACCUGCACUUCUUACUGGCCAGUGGACAGCUCAGUCCUCGGGAGGCCAUGGGCAGCCUGCCUGAGCUGCUCAUGGCUGGAGUGGACACGACAUCCAACACGCUGACAUGGGCCCUGUACCACCUCUCAAAGGACCCUGAGAUCCAGGAGGCCUUGCACGAGGAAGUGGUGGGUGUGGUGCCAGCCGGGCAAGUGCCCCAGCACAAGGACUUUGCCCACAUGCCGUUGCUCAAAGCUGUGCUUAAGGAGACUCUGCGUCUCUACCCUGUGGUCCCCACAAACUCCCGGAUCAUAGAAAAGGAAAUUGAAGUUGAUGGCUUCCUCUUCCCCAAGAACACCCAGUUUGUGUUCUGCCACUAUGUGGUGUCCCGGGACCCCACUGCCUUCUCUGAGCCUGAAAGCUUCCAGCCCCACCGCUGGCUGAGAAACAGCCAGCCUGCUACCCCCAGGAUCCAGCACCCAUUUGGCUCUGUGCCCUUUGGCUAUGGGGUCCGGGCCUGCCUGGGCCGCAGGAUUGCAGAGCUGGAGAUGCAGCUACUCCUCGCAAGGCUGAUCCAGAAGUACAAGGUGGUCCUGGCCCCGGAGACGGGGGAGUUGAAGAGUGUGGCCCGCAUUGUCCUGGUUCCCAAUAAGAAAGUGGGCCUGCAGUUCCUGCAGAGACAGUGCUGAGCUGAGUCUCCGCCUUGCUGGGGCUUGUCCUAGAGGCUCCAGCUCUGGCACAGUGGUUCCUGGCUGCUGCCAUGUCUCAGAUGAGGAGGGAGAGAAGGAGGCCGCCAGACUCGAGAGGUGGGAGGAACUCCUUGCACACACCCUGAGCUUUUGCCACUUCUAUCAUUUUUGAGCAACUCCCUCUCAGCUAAAAGGCCACCCCUUUAUCGCAUUGCUGUCCUUGGGUAGAAUAUAAAAUAAAGGGACUUUUAUUUCUUAUUGGA
This is a messenger RNA of Homo sapiens (human), 1895 nucleotides long. It is a transcript of the gene CYP27A1, whose product is annotated as cytochrome P450 family 27 subfamily A member 1. Gene Ontology annotation, biological process: cholesterol catabolic process; bile acid biosynthetic process; positive regulation of smoothened signaling pathway. Gene Ontology annotation, cellular component: mitochondrion; mitochondrial inner membrane. The transcript has 9 exons. Lineage: Eukaryota; Metazoa; Chordata; Mammalia; Primates; Hominidae. Gene Ontology annotation, molecular function: oxidoreductase activity, acting on paired donors, with incorporation or reduction of molecular oxygen; heme binding; cholestanetetraol 26-dehydrogenase activity. Bases 37 to 1632 code for a protein of 531 amino acids. The record is from RefSeq and is marked reviewed.